Molecule: messenger RNA, 1841 nt
Organism: Pieris rapae (cabbage white)
Lineage: Eukaryota; Metazoa; Arthropoda; Insecta; Lepidoptera; Pieridae
Exons: 1
Molecular function (GO): zinc ion binding; nucleic acid binding
Source: RefSeq, a predicted model, not a curated record
UGUAAUACCAGAAUUGAUCCGUCAAGUAAAACUCAGAAUAUCGACUGUUGGGUUAGGAAAGUAAAUGAAUGUGCUUUAAUCUAUGAAUGGGACGAGAAGCAGACCAUACAUUUUGCUCUGCAGAAACUGUCUGGCUUGGCAAAGAAGUGGUUCAAAGCCCUUCCUAGCGUUGUUUUCAAUUGGUCAGAGUGGCAGGACAAACUUACAAGAGCUUUCCCAAAUGAGCAAAAUUAUGGUCGGCUUCUCGAAGAAAUGUUAUCUCGCAGUACUCGUAGUAACGAAAGUUUACGUGAGUACUUCUACGAUAAGUCGAACAGAUGUGAAAUAAGAGGCAAAAAGGCCGUCGAUUGUAUUAUCCACGGAAUACUAGAUACAUCUAUUAGAAGCAGUGCACAGGCACUGACUUGUAGCGAACCGGAAGACUUGUUGAAUUUUCUAAGCUCCCAACGUCCUGUGUUAGAAAAUAAAACAUUCGAUAGGAAACGUAGCGAUAAUACGAUAGUUCGAACGGGUAACACUGUAUCAUCCUCAGGUGAAAGUCUGUUAACUUGUUUCAAUUGCCGCUCAAAGGGACACCCUUACCUUCGAUGCCCUAAACCUCUUACGAAAUGUGUAAAAUGCCAUCGGGUAGGCCACAACAGCGAUAAUUGUAAACUAGAGCCGUUGAUCUUGCGAAAUGAGCCUAAACAAACGGAUAACCAGGAUAGAAAAAUUUUAACUAUAUCUACCCUCAAUAACAACAGCGACAAAUUUUACAAAACGGUUAAGGUAAAUGAUAAGUCUUUAACUGCAUUUAUUGAUUUCGGCAGUGAAUGUAGUUUAAUCAGGGAAUCUGAUGCUCAAAGUCUGAAUUUAACUAAAAACUCAACGGAGUUGCCAGUAAUCAAAGGGUUCGGGAACUCUAAAGUAUUUCCAGUAUAUAGGACCAACGUCGAUUUGAAAUUAGAUGAAGUUGAGGUUAAUGUAGAGGUACUGGUGGUUAGCAAUCAUUUCCUUCAGUCGGCUUUACUUAUUGGUCAAAAUGUUACUGAACUUCCUUGUGUUACAGUAUUUAAGAAUAGUCGUCAGUUAACUUUUUACCAGAGCCCUGAUAUCGAUACCAUACCAGAGCCGGUAAAAUGUUUGAAGUUAAAUCUUGAUAACGAUACCGACAUUUCAUUAUCACGGUUAGUUGAAGCUACCGCAUCUGACGCUGACUUCUGUGGAGAUAUUUAUAUUGAAGGUUAUUGUAAUGGUGAGCCUAGGAAAGAGCAUUAUUUGCACCAGGGAAUUUAUAGGGUUGUUGAUGGAAAGUGCUAUUUGCCCGUGACAAAUUUAUCUGGUCAAAAUCUCACAUUAUCCCAGAAAUGCCCUAUUGCUAAAGGAACUUGUUUUGUUGAAAAAGAUAGUACCUAUGUAAAUAAAGUAACCAAAAAUAAUUCGGAAUAUGAGCCUUUACUAAUAUCUGAUAUAAAUGUUGGUCCCCAAGUUAACAAAGAGGCAUUAGUUAGACUUCAUUCGCUUUUACUCAAUUAUCGAGAUUGCUUUGCAUUUAAUUUAGGAGAAAUAGGUUGUAUCAGCUCAACUAAAAUGAAAAUAGACUUAUUGGAUGACAAACCUGUAGUUUACCGACCGUAUAGAUUAUGUUUUUCGGAAAGAGGUCAGGUUAAGGAGAUAAUAAAUGACUUGUUGCAAAAUGAUAUUAUACAAGAGUCUAAUUCAAAUUAUGCCAGUCCUAUUUUAUUGAACGUACAUGAAGUCCGUCAGUUUUUGGGACUAGCAGGAUAUUUUAGAAAAUUUAUCAAAAGUUUCGGUGAGAUAGCCAGGCCUCUUACCAACUUACUCAAGAAGGUAUAGAAUAC